Molecule: messenger RNA, 2566 nt
Organism: Candoia aspera
Lineage: Eukaryota; Metazoa; Chordata; Lepidosauria; Squamata; Candoiidae
Gene: ARL6IP4
Product: ADP ribosylation factor like GTPase 6 interacting protein 4
Exons: 6
Coding region: 167-925 (252 amino acids)
Source: RefSeq, a predicted model, not a curated record
AAACGGCCACCGUUGAGGGCGGGGGGGCUGCGUUCGCUCUCCGAGGCAGCUGACCUCCACCGAUGGUGCAGAGAACCCACCUUAACGAAGGCCCUUCUCCUCACGCCGCGCCGGGCCUCCUCCACCCCACCGGCGAGCGGCUUACCUGACCUGGACCAAGGGGAGGAUGGCUCACAGCCAGGCUAAGAAAAGGAGGAGGAGUCGAAGUGAGUCCAAGGAGGAGGACAAGAAACGGAGGAAGUCCAGCAAAGAUUCCCGAGAGAGGAAGAGCCGGUCUCCCGCAAGCAGAAAAGAAUCUGAAGCCCGGGAGUUCAGGAUGGACUUACCCUCUUCCAAAGAAGUGGAAAAGAAGAAGAAAGCGAAGAAGGAAAGGAAGCGGAAAGCCAGCUCCUCUUCCUCCCGGACCACCUCCUCCUCGUCUUCCGCAUCCUCUUCCAGCGCCUCUUCGGAAGAGUCCAGCGACGAAAAGCCUGAUCCCGAAAGGAAAAAGCGGAGGAAGAAGAAGGCAUCCAGAGGGAAGGACAAGAAGCGGAAGAAGCGAAAAGAGAGGAAGAAGAAGAAGAAGAAGAAGAAGAAGGCCAAGAAGGAGAGGGGAAAGCAGGAGGAAGCCAGGAAGGAGGAGCUGCCUGGCCCUUCCUUGGAGCAGUGGCAGAAAGAGGCCGUGCCGGAUUCUGGGCCUGCCCUUACGGAUGAGCAGAAAUUCCGCAUCCAGGCCAUGAAGCCGAUGACAAAAGAGGAAUGGGAUGCGCGCCAGAGCGUUAUACGGAAAGUCCUUGACCCCGAAACAGGCCGCAUGAGGCUUAUUAAGGGCGAUGGCGAAGUCCUUGAGGAGAUUGUUACGAAAGAAAGGCAUAAAGAAAUUAACAAGCAAGCCACCCGGGGAGACAGCCUUUCCUUCCAGAUGAAGAUGGGGAUGCUGCAGUAAUGUGAUGGACUCCUGAAAUAGCAAAGAUGGUUCCCUGGCAGUUUGCAAAGGUUUUGCCCAAACGAGGCAUGCCAGAAUGCCAGAUGAGAGGGCCACCAUUAUCGCAUGCAAGGGUUUAUGCCUUGUUUUGGGGGGGGCUCCCCUUCUGCUGCAGGGCCCCCUUGAUUUCCCGGGGGUCAUUUCCGCUGCUCUCCUCAGCUCCCGUCGAGCGCAGGGAGCAUAGUUCCACCAGGUUCUUCCUGGGAAAGAGAGAGCGAGUGGGAAGCAGGAGAAACUUACGGAUUCAGGGCUGGUGGUGCGGGAGCUCCUGACUGCUUUCUCCACAGCAAAGGGCCCCUUCCGAGCAAUUCCUUGUGGCUAAGGAGGUUCCACGUCUCCUGAUCCCUAUUCUGUUAUUGGGCAGGACAAAGGAGCAAUUCCUUUUUGUCCUCAGAAAAUACCAGCGUUGCCAGCAACGCAAUCCCAUCAGAGACCGGGGCACUGCAGGGAGCUGUGACUCAAUACAGUACGGGAGAAUGACUCAUCCACUCCCUGUUCUCACUGGGGAACCGCGCGCGGGCCUGCAGGUCUGCCUCGCGAUGCCCCCACCCCACCCCAGCAAGCAGGCCCAAGAGCUUCAGGGCAGUCUGGAAUGAGGCCUCCGGGCCCAGGUCUCCACUGGCUCCGCAAAGGCGGCUCAGCGGCCUCUCAGCCAGGGACAGUAAAGACCAGGCUUCGGAUUUCCAGAUGAGCGAUCCUGGAUUCUGGCUGUGGCAGGGCUGGGAGGCUUUUGGCCCUCCCCGAUUGGUUGGACUUCAAAGAACAUCUGGAAAGUUGCCAGCCACUCAGCCCCGGCGUGUGAUUUGACAUUUCACACUCUGCCACUGAUAGGCAAAGAAAGGCGUUUUAGCUCCCUAAGCUCCAACAGGGACGUCUCGCUAAACCUCCUCUCUGCCGGUGCCUCUAGCUUAAUUCUGCACUGGUUUCUUCCUCCCUCCCCAGAGAAUGUUCAGAGCCUUGUCAAUCAUUCCUGGCCAGCCACUUCAUGCAACUGGCACAUAAACCUCACUAUGAGGAAGAUGUUUUUUUGUAACCCUUCCGAUUCCUCCCAUUUCCAACCCUGGUUCGGCUGAUCGCUCUACAAGCAAAGAACGGGUUGCCCUGGCAAAGAGGCCUGGUGGAACUGCGCGCUUGCAAACCCUUAGCGUCCUUUGGCAAUCAAACAGCUGCUGAGCUUGCUUAUGUAAACGCCGUUCCCAUUAUGACCAGUUGAUCAUUAAUCUGUUCUUGGAACAAACCGCACAUGCUGAAUUCACCCCAAAGGGAAAUCAAACAGAAGCAAGAAAGAAAAUAUCAUAGUGUAUAUUUAAAAUUCUGCAGAGCUCCUGGUCCUGCAGAGUUAAGUGCAUUUAAAUCAUGGUGAUUUCCAAAGGACUGCUAAAGGCAAGUUUAAUAUUCUUCCACUGAAACUAGCAGAACUAAAGAGUGUUUUUAUUUGGCUGGAUUGUACCCUUUGCAUGCAUGGUUUCCUCUUCAAAACUGCAAGCGCUAGGCUAAAAGAAGAAUUCAAAUUGUCCAAGUGAUCAAUACCAUGUUGUUUGUCCAACUGGAAAUGCUUAUACAGGAUGCUGAUAUAGCUAAUUAAAACGGUCUUCUAAAUGA